Besnoitia besnoiti is the source of this 3387-nucleotide messenger RNA. RefSeq lists its product as uncharacterized. Lineage: Eukaryota; Apicomplexa; Conoidasida; Eucoccidiorida; Sarcocystidae. The record is from RefSeq and is a predicted model, not a curated record. The transcript is spliced from 7 exons. The coding region runs from base 1 to 3387 and encodes 1128 amino acids.
AUGUUUGCUCGGCGUGGAGGCGGCGACGGCGCGGCGUUCAACGCACUCGCGCAGGCGGCGGCGCAGGCUGCUGCCGCUGCGGCGGCCGGCAGGGGCGCGGGCUCUCCGCAGGCGGAGGAGGCGAGCGCCUCGCCUGCGGCCGCGAAACCCCGUCGCGAGGGAGGCUGGACGUCGACGCCCAUCCCCGAGCGCGACAAGCUGCGCGACCGGCGGCGCGACGAGCAGGAGGACGAUGCGCGCCGGCGCCGCGGGCGGCCUCGCGAAGACAGCUGGGAGGCGCGGCGGCGCUACUCGCGCGACGAACUCGACAGCGGACACCGGCGGCGGCGCGACGAGGAGGCCUACGAGGCAGGGGGCGGCGGGUUCGCGUCGCGUCGCGCGCACCGCCCGCCGCCCAGCGCCGCGGCGCACAGCGCGCGUGAAGAGCGCCCCAGUCGCCGCGAUACGUACGAGGGCGAAGACGCGCGCCGGGCGGAGCGCCGCGCGCGGCACCGAGCCCACGACCGCGACGGCGAGGCGAGUCGGUCGCGCCGGCGCUACUACGACGAAGAUGGGGGGGGCGGGAGUGGGGUAGGGGGUCGCGAGGAGCCCGAUGCGGAGUUCGACGAGGUGGAGGCAGGCGACGAACGCGAGAGGAAGCACCGGUCUCGCCGCACACACGAGCGAGAGGACGCGCGCGGCGCCCGCGACAGCGAGCCGCGCAGACACAGCCGCCGCGAAGAUGCGAGUCCCUCACGCCGAGAGAGCCGCAACGGCCGCGAGGGGGAGGAACCGGGCGGCAGCGAGCGACGGGGCGGCGUUUCGCCUGGCGCCUCCCACGACGGCGUGGAGCGUAGGGAGGCGAGCAAAGAGCCGCGGCGCGGGCACGCCCCGCGACAACACUGCAGCAAGACAAGCUUCGGUGUUCAGCAGAAACCAUUUCAGAACUUGACCUACGUGCGCGGCCGCAGCGAAAGCUCCGACCCCGAAGAGAUGCCCUCGCGCCAACCAGAGACCGACGAGGGAUUCGACGGCGCCGACAAAAAGGCGGGCGAAGGCGCGGAGGGCGAGCGGAGCGGGGACGCCAUUCCUUGGUGGGAGAAGAUCGCCGCGCAGCGCCGAGGCCGCGGAGGCGGCCGCGGUCGCGGCUUCCGCGGCGGCUACCGCGGCGCGGGCUCCAACUACCCCGGCGGCGCCUCCCCCGCGAGGGUCAGUUCGCGCCGGCAGCCAUUCUGCGAAGAGGCGCCGGCGGCCUUGGCGCGAAACACUUCCCAGGGAGGCGUCUCGCUGUCGUCGCCGCACGGUUGUUCGGGUUUCUUCGUGCCGCAGCCGGGCUUCCCCGCGGGCUCCGCGCCCCCGCGAGGGCCUGCGUCUGCGUCCGGCGAGUCCUUCCCGCCGGACGGCGUCGCGUGCGGGCUCUUGGCACGCCAGGACGGGGCUUUCGCGGCGCCCGUGAGCAUCCAGCUGCGUCCCCGCGCGCCCUUCGCCCCGCCGGCCGCCGACGACCGCGAGACCUUCCUGGGCGAGAGCGAGAAGGACGACUGGGGGGACCCCGGAGCCCGCCCAGUCGUCAUUCUGGGCCCCCGGGGAGCCUCGCGCGGUCCGCCGACCCCCGGCUUCCCUCCAGGCGCGCAGAUUCGAGGCCCCGCGAGCCCUCCCGCACCCCACGGGCCAAACACCGCGGCGCUGCCCUCAACGGGCUUUCCGCGACCGCGCCCGCCGCCGUCGGGCGCGUUUCCCGAGGGCGACGGGUCGUGCGUGCCCUUCUCGCCGCGACCGCCGUUCCCGCCUUCGCACUUCCCCGCGCGGGCGCCGCCGCCGCCUUACGCCUCGCACGCGCCGCCGCGGCUCGACGGCGGCGCGGGGGACAGUCUCUCGCCGCCCGACGGGCUCGCCCCAGCCGCGGUCCCCGUUGUGUUCCUCUCGGAGAACCGGAGCAAGCGCGGCUUCCCCGCCGCGCCAGCCGAGGAGGCGUGCGGCGCGGCGCUGCCCCCCAGCGGCGACGCCUUGCCAGGCGACGCGCGUGCGGAGGAGACGAAGCAGGCGCAGGGCUUGCCGCGCGAGGACACAAAAUUCGAGGACUCCGCCGCCCCGUUCCCGUUCGCCAACGCCGGCGGCGGCGAAGCCGCGCCGCCGCCGAGCGUGCUGAGCCUCGGGGCGUUCGCUCCCUCACCGCCGCCACCCCCGCCGCCCCCGAGCGGGCCUUCGGGCUUCCAGGGUCCGGGCUUCCCGUCCUUCUACGGCGCCGCCCCGCCGCCAGCAGGCCCGCGGGGGCCGUACCCGCUUCGCGGCGGCGAGGCCUUCUUUUCUGGGACUUCGUUCACGCAGUCGACGCCCUUUGGCGGGCCCCCAGGAGCCCCCGCGAGCUUCCCGCGGGGCGACCCGCCGCUCGCCCGCGCGCCGCCGCCGAACUUUGUCCCGAUGCGCGACCGCGAGGAGGAGUGCCGCGAGGCCGACGAUCCCAGCUGCAUGCCCUUCGCCGAGGUCCCCGCGGGUCUCCCCGAAGAGCCCGAGCCGACCGGCGAAGAAGACAAACUUUUCUUGUGGCUCGAGAAGGAACUCGCGGCCGUUACAAACGACAAGCUCCUGGCGGAAGUGGGCGACGUCGUGUGCUUGGAGCUGGUGGCUGACUCCGUUUUAGCGGAGACGCUUUCUGAAAAGACUGGCCUCGCGAUCCCGCGGCACGCGCCGUGCCCUGUCGACGUCUCGCGUGUCUGUUCGGGUUCGUCUUCGCUGUCUCUCUCGCGGAUGCCGGCGGCGGCGCUGGCGCUCCUGGAGCAGCUGGCGGCUAGCGACGACGAGGCGAGCCUACUGGACGGCCCCGCGGCUGCCGCGCGCGGCUUCGCGUGUAGGCCUCUGUCCGCGUUCUCCGCCUCGCCGGUCGCGGCCGCUCUCACAGGCGCACGGCUGCCGGCGGCAAGCGACAACAGUCUUCUCUUUCCGCAGCUCGUGCGGCGUCUGCGCGAGGCGCCGCGUGCGGAGGCGGGCGACAAGCGCCAGGAGGACGAGGAUACCGACGCGACGCACGCGCCCGCCCCAGCGAAACGCCAGCAGCGCGACACCGACCCUCACCUGCGAGCCGCGCUUUUGCUCGGGAGAGCAGGGGCCUCCGCGGCCGAGGAGACGCGAGCCGUGAGCGUCUUCGCGCUGUCGUCGCUGCCGAGCCCGGGGUCGCUGGUCGGCGCGGCGGAGCCCGACGCGCCGGAGACGCGUGGGCUGCGCUGCCUAGAGGACCUCGGGUGGCAAAUCGACGCGAGAGGCCGCCUCCGCCGAGCGGAGAAAAACACGGCGGCCGCGGCGGAUGCGCCUGCGUCGGCAAACGACGAGCAACACGUGUUCCACGAUCUGCGCGGGUACGAGAUCUCCGAGGGCUCGGCGUUUCCACCGCUUGCGCUGUGGAUCUCAUGA